Messenger RNA from Annulohypoxylon maeteangense, 1891 nucleotides. RefSeq lists its product as uncharacterized. The record is from RefSeq and is a predicted model, not a curated record. Lineage: Eukaryota; Fungi; Ascomycota; Sordariomycetes; Xylariales; Hypoxylaceae. The coding region runs from base 12 to 1751 and encodes 579 amino acids. The transcript is spliced from 3 exons.
AUCCAACCACAAUGCCAUUUUUUCGUGGUAUCGAAAUAUCUAUAAUCACUAGCUCGGAUGUUAGAAAGCUACCUGAGUAUCCUCAUCCAGAUGGAUCAUCUGUUCGUCUCAUGAGAGUUGGCACUGGCCUCAAUGACCUUCGAAAUGGGGGACGAGCCAGCCCUCACUCUCUCACCGUUUCCAGGUUCUCUGAUGCAGAUCCGACUCGCCAAAAGAAAGUCAAUCCUCGUAUAUCCGUCUAUAUUCCUUCAAGUCCUGGUGAUCAAUUUCGGCUUAGAUAUUUUAUCAACCAAUCACCGCUUCCCUCUAGGUUCAUCUUCUUCAAGAUGCUAAUAAAUGGCCAUCAUACAGUCUCGUGGGGCAUCGACGCCAGCAGCUGUUCUCUUGGGAGCGUGACGAGGAGUCUAUACGAACCUGGCGAAAGGUUCAGGGAUAAAAACGGCGAUCCUGUUGUGGGGAUAGAGACGCGGUAUCUUCGUUUCGUGGGCCAGCCCGAAAGAAAACCAGGAGAUGAAGAUGGUGGCCUGAUCGAGGUUCAAGUAUUUCGCUGCCGGGGAAGGAAGCGCAUUGCGGUCGUACUAGAUCCUUGCCCGAGUCGUAACCGAGAACGCCGUGGUAUCACCUUGUCUAGUGGUGGCCUAGUUGACGACCCCCAAGACGCAUCUUUCUACGAAUACCACCUAGAGGACGCGCGAGAUUCACCCUACGCGACCUUCUGUUUCCACUAUAGACCCACGAAGUGCCUCGAACAACUUAACAUCAUUCCCUCGCAGGAGACCAAAAACCGACCAGUGUCCAUGAAUCAAAAUAGCGUAUCAGUCCCCAAUUACCAGGAAAAUAUUAGUCGUGUGAAUUCGUCUCUAGAUGGGAGAGUGCUCGAUGAUAGUAUCGAACCAGUUGGCGUGGCUCUUUCAAGCCCAGACAAAGUAGGAGAAUACUCUUCUAAGAGAUCUACACAAAUUUUACCAAUCCCUCUAGCUAGCUUGGCUAUUGAAGGUUAUGGACAGAGUCGAGAGGAAAUCAUGGGGAAGAUGGGACAGAGACCGCUACCCGAACCCCCUCACAUUCUCUCUGGGCAAGUAUCGAGGGAGUCGAUCAGAUCAAGCUGCCCAUCAUUAACACCAUCUCUAAAACAAUACGCCGAGAGCGAAGAAUUCGAAAAGGAAGAGGUACAAUUAAGUAUGGCGCAGCCGGUCUUUAUACCAUCUGGGUCAAUGCAAGCAUUGGAAUUAGGCGACUUGAAUAUCCACGAUCAAGGGGACAACUCUUUCUCAGAUUAUGCAGUUUCUCCAAGCUCCACAGAAACAUCGCAUUCACCAAAACUUCCUCCUCCAGAAGGUUACCUUCCAACUACUGGUAGUGUUCUCGAGCGCCAACUUAAUCAAUUUGAUUCGCCUGUUUCUCACUCGCAACCAACGGCCAAUAUCAGGUGGCCAAUUCCUCAACCAGAGGGAGCGGUAGGCUUGGUUGGCGACGUGCACUCCCACGAAGUUAGCACGCUUACGAUGACCGAGGCGGAGUGGCUAAGACAGAGUCCCUCGCCCCAGCGACGUAGAGGUAAUGCCAUAGAACGGUUAUGGAGCCCACGUCCUGGGAAACGUUCUGGCCGUUCUUCAAUGGUAGAGCUUCCUACCUGUAGAUGUGAAGCUACGAAUCUCGAACGCCCCGACGACGAGAUUGGCGCACGGAGCGCACAAGUUGAAGGCAAUGAUGACUAUACCGAUGAAGUUCCUGCAGGAAACUGGAUUUAGAACGGCUGUCGUAUCGCAUGCGUUGACGACAGGAUGUCGAGCUAUCCUAGCUUUCUAGCUACAUUUGUACCUAAGAGACUCUAGUCAUUACAAUGUAGGUGUCAUUGAAUCUUGUAGCCUAGUAUGAUAAGAGAAACAGC